Tetrahymena thermophila SB210 is the source of this 3345-nucleotide messenger RNA. Its product is annotated as transmembrane protein, putative. Lineage: Eukaryota; Ciliophora; Oligohymenophorea; Hymenostomatida; Tetrahymenidae. The record is from RefSeq and is a predicted model, not a curated record. The transcript has 3 exons.
ACGAAUAAAGUAAGUAAGUAGAUUUAACAAAUAAUUAUGAAUAUAUGGUCUUUAAACAUUAAAUCUUCUAUCUUAGAAAAUGAGUACGGGAAAAAAGAAAAGUUAAAUGGUUUAAAAAUAUUAAAAGUAUAAACAAGUGCAGUGGUAAUUUAUUCUAUUAUUUAGCUUAUUUUACUGCAAUAUGCUUCUAGCAUUCACUCUAAGAUAUAUAUUUACCAUUUACUUGAAUUAAUUACUGGAUUUGCAUGUUAUUUAGUAUGCUGUCUAAGGAUUUAGACUUUUAACUACUCAAUUACCCUCAGUUUAGCAAUUUAUAUAAGCCUUAUGAUAUGGAGUUACUAAGAUAAUAUUUUAAUAGACUACUUUUAAAAUUAAUCCAGUUUACGCCCUAAUUAAUAAGGGUUUAUUUAUGCAAUUAACUUUAUAAUUUUGCUAAUAGGCUCUAGUUUUUUACUAAAAUUUUCAAUUAUUAUUAUUUUGUUUGUCUGCCUGAUUAUUUUUGUCUUUAAAAACCCUAUUUUGGAUGUAAUAUAAAUUGUUUCUGUAAUACUUGCUCUAAUAUAUAAGAUAUAUUCAGAAGAUAAAUAAAAAAGGAUUGCUUUUUUAGAUCAUAAGCAAGGGCUAAUAAGAGAUUAUUUGGUUGAUAACCUACUUCCAAGUUCUUUAAUCAUUUGCAAAUAUAAUUAGAAAUAUAAUGAAUUUGAGCUAUACUCUUAAAACAAAAGAUCUAAAUUGCAAUUUGGGCUUUAAAAUAAUUAAGAGUUUCAUGAUUUUUGUAAUUCAAUGGUCUUGCAUAAUAAUUAAAAUGCUUAAGAAGUAAAAUAGUAAUUAAAGAAAUGUAAAAAACCUGAAUGGUCAAAUACGCUUAGUGGUCAAAUUUAAUAAAAAAUGAAUAAAGAGUUUAAAAAUUUAUAAAAUGAAAAUAAAUCUAAUAAGGGAAACAGCUUCAAACAAACAUUAAAAUAAAAAAACAAGGACAAAAAUUAAUCAUCGAAUAAUGUAUUUUAAGAUUUGGUAAGUGCAUAAAAUAAUGAGCAAGCUAUUUUUAAAAAUGAAAAAGAUAUUAACUCUUUUAGGAAAUUAAAAAUGAGCAAUUAAAAGUUAGUGAGUAACCAUGUUUAAAAAAAUGAGAUAAAGUCUUUCUAGAAGUUUAAAAAAUAAAAUAGUCUUACUUAAUUAUAAAGAAGGAUUACAUCAAUUUCAGGUGGAGGACUAGAAAAAAGUACUUUUUAAUUCUUCAACGUUAAAGGAUAAUCGUAGACAAAUAAUUAAAAUUAAUCUACAGAUAUGCAUGCAAAGUAUUCUGAGAAAGAGAACCCUUCAUAAAAACAGGGUGUUUUUUCUUAGAAUUUUGAAUAGUUUUAUGAAGAUGUUUAAGAAGAGAGUGAAGAGGUAGAAUCGUUUUAAGGAUAAAUGAUAGAUGAGUAAUAUGUGCCUAUAUAAAAUAAAAAAUUUUCUAUCAAGAUUCUCUCUUUCUUUCUUAAUGACUAUUUUAUAGUAAUUUCUAUCCAAAAAGAUGCGUACAGAGAAAAAUAUUAAUAAAGUGUAGAAGAAAAUAAGAGGACAAAUAAAAUAUUAGACCAGUAGUUUCUUAAUCUAAAUUAUUUAUCUGUAAACAGCUAUAAAGUAAUUAAAUAAAUCUUGUAGAUGACCCAUCAAAAAUAGAAUUUAAGUUCAAAUAACUUGCAGAUUUAUUUUGAGGAGGAAAGCAAGACCAUGAACUCUCUACUUUAUUCAGCCUAUGCUAUCAAGCAAAAUAUAUAUAAUAUUUUCGAAUGGCUGAAUAGAAAAAAGUAAAUAUAUAAAGAAUCUAUUUAAAAAAUAAAUAUACUCGAGGAGCUUUAUGGGAUGAAGAGAAUCUUCUAAAAAUAAUUAGAGACAUAGUAGAAAAAUAUAGAAAUAAAUAUAUCUAAUACCUUACAAAGAAAGUAUCUUCUGACAGAUGAAAGAGUUUUAAAUUAAAUAUUUUACAAUUUAAUAAAUUAUUGCAUAUAAUCUAGUCUUUUUCAAUCUAGCAUUACAAUAAAAGCAAAUGAAACUUAAAAUUCAAGUAAUCUGAUUUGCUUUUCUAUUACUUUUAAGCCAGUAUCUAGCAUAAAUCUUUCUCUUCUGAAUUUUGCAGAGCUAUACGAUGAUAAUGAAGAUCAUUAUUAAUAAGUAGUUGAAAUUAAAAUAUGUAAGCAUCUACUAAGAUUAAUAAACCCUUAAAAUAAGAUAUCAUUUAAAUUAACUGAAGAUCAAAAUGUUGAAAUUUAUUUUCAUCUAAACCUGUAAGAUCCGUAAGAUGGUGUUAAUGAGUCUUUAAAUGACAAUAAUAAUAGGUCAAUUUCAGAUAAUUCCUUUAAUUUUAAUAAUCAUAGUGUAACCAGAUAAAAUUUUAUACCUAGCUUGUCUCAAGUGUAAUAACCUACUUCAUUUGGCCUAAUUUGGUUCUCAGAAAAAAAAUAUAACCAGAAACCAUUUUAGGAAGUUAUUUCUGAAUAGGCUAAUUCCUCAUCCUUUAACAGUAACGAAAAUGAAAGCAAAAAUUAUAGGGAUAUCUCUCCAAACAAAAGUGAAAACCCUAAAUUUUUAGAAAACGAUAAAAAUAAUAAAAUGAGUCAGUUCUUCAAUUAUAUUCCUAAAAAGGGAGACUUUAACAUAACUUAAGACACUUCAUAAGAUAAAAAUUUGGGUUCGCCUAACAAUAUAAAAUAAAAUGAAAACAAACAUGAUUAGAAAAAUGAAAAAGAAAAUGUUUUAAAAUAAAUAAAUCAAAAAAAAUUAACCACUCAAGAAAAUAGCAGUGGAGAAUUAAUAGAUCUAUAAAAAUAUUAAUAAUAAUUUUAGUAAAAUUAACCCAAGUAACUAAUUAAUAAUUUAAACUUUAAUAAAUAAAUAAUAUCAUCUAAAUCUAUUGAUUGUUGCAGCAUUGAUAGCUUUUAAGAAGACAGCGAUAAUUUUUAGAGCAGAGAAAUUUUCUAAAAUAUACCAAAGGGUUUAUCACAUAUACAAAACUAAUAAUAAGCAAACGACCCAUCUCAUUUUUCUUAACAUAGAUUAAAUACUUUCUUAAAGAAUAGUGAUUCAAAAGGUUUAUUUAAUUCUUUGAUACAUUAGUCUUAGGAAGAAUAAAUAAAAACAUAAUCUGUUUUGCCUCACCUAAUUGAAUAGCAAAAUUAUUAACACUAAAAGAUUCUUCAUAAUUCUUAUUUAAGGAGAGAAAAUGAUAAUAGUGAGCUAGAAAGUGAAUAAAUUAAAAAUUUAGAUCUUGAAAAUAACUAAAAAUAUGGUGUUGAAAAUAGUUUUGAAGAAAACUAUUCCACAAUAAGUAAAUAAUUAGAAAUAAACUAUAAAAAUAUUUGA